AUGCGCUCUGCGUGCCGAUACGAAGGCGUGGAGGCGACAGGCAGCAGCAGCAGCAGGGCGAGCUGCUCCAUGCCGCUCCAGACCGCGGGCUCGGGAUAUGGAACGCGACUGGGGGGGAGUCGAGCGAGGCUGUUGUACCUCAAGUUUAGUGUCUUCGUGUCCGUGGGAAUCCCAGGUGGAACGGAAUUCAAGUCCUUGCUUUGGCGGACGGGGAUUGCCGUGCACGGUUGGCUACGUACGGUGCGAAAGAAGUUCAACACACGUGACAUCAUCGUCGUCGUAGUGUUCAUCUGCACGCACCCCAAAAGAGUGCGCGGUGCGUGUCCCAGCAGCCGCCAGAGACGGCUCGAGAGCCGGGGACGACUCGAGGACCAGGGGCGGCUCGAGAGCCAGGGACGACUCGAGGACCAGGGGCGGCUCGAGAGCCGGGGGCGACUCGAAGGCCAGGGACGACUCGAGGACCAGGGGCGACUCGAGGACCAGGGACGACUCGAGAGCCAGGGGCGGCUCGAGAGCCAGGGACGACUCGAGAGCCGGGGGCGACUCGAAGGCCAGGGACGACUCGAGAGCCGGGGGCGGCUCGAGGGCCGGGGGCGACUCGAGAGCCAGGGGCGGCUCGAGAGCAAGGGGCGCCUCGAGAGCCAGGGGCGGUUCGAGAGCCAGGGGCCACUCGAGAGCCAGGGGCCACUCGAGAGCCAGGGGCGGCUCGCGAGAGAAUUCGCUCAGUUUCACCUUUCGCGAAUUCGCCUCGACCCACUGGCUGAGAUCGAGGAUGUCACACGCGCCGCAGUCCCACGGGGGUUUCCGUGCAGAAAUAUCAACCGCGGCCUUUGUGAGUAAGAAUACUGCAGCACAGUUGCUUGUCGUAUUUACUGUACCCGAGAAAAUGCAAAAUAAACUGCGUGCUUUAGGGGGACAAUCAGUGCGACUCGCUUGUGCCAUGACGAGAGAUGAUUUACAGACGAGGUGCGCAUGCACAAUGUCAAUAACAACCCCUAUCGCUCAUUCCUUCUCGUCAUAAUGCCCAUAAUGGCAAUGUAAUUAACCAUAUGAACCAAUUAAGGAUUAACUAGAAUGAAAAUGGCGUUAAAACAUCUUUAGAACUCACGCGAUACACCUCACUAGAAUCAAGGAAAGAAGCCCAACCACGAAAGACAUUCGUCGUAUGAGCCGAAACUACCCUGCCAAUCACGACCCAUCAACCUAUUAUUAAACCGGUUUAUUAUUAAACCGGUUCGUAAACCGGUUGAGCUGCACGGCUGUCCUGGUGACGUCAUGGCACCGAACCAAGGAAGCUCUUGCACGCUCUUGCUCUCACGCCUGAUGAUGCUGGAUGUAAUCUCCAACGAAACGUCAGACAAAAAUUGACAACAUUUCGCUUGAAUUUCAACAUUCCUCCAGGUUUUCUGACAACAUUUGAAGAUUUGCCCCCACGUCAGAACUUUAUUUGACUGGCUCUGUGGUGGAGAGUUCUCAUUACAAACAUGACAAUUACAUCCUACACGCUAAAAGCCAACAAACUCACAAUGAAUCAUGAUCUAUUGGUCGUGAAGGUCUACGUACCACAUUACAAAGUUCGGACAU
This is a messenger RNA of Petromyzon marinus (sea lamprey), 1584 nucleotides long. The record is from RefSeq and is a predicted model, not a curated record. NCBI's taxonomy places the organism in Eukaryota, Metazoa, Chordata, Hyperoartia, Petromyzontiformes, Petromyzontidae.